AUGGCACCUCAACGUGGAGAGCCUAUUGCCAUCAUUGGCAGUGGCUGUCGCUUCCCCGGCGAGUCCACCAACCCAGCCAAGCUCUGGGACCUACUCAAGAACCCACGUGACGUCUUGUCACCCAUCCCGUCUGAUCGAUUCAAUGUUGACGGAUUUUACCACAAGGAUGGCACCCAUCACGGAGCAACUGACAUCCGAGACGCUUACCUGCUCAGCGAGGACAACCGUCAAUUCGAUGCUCACUUUUUCAGCAUUCAGCCGGCGGAGGCCGAAUCCAUGGAUCCUCAGCAGAGAGUAUUGCUCGAAACAGUCUACGACUCCCUUGAUUCAGCUGGACUCAGAAUCGAAGAUCUGAAAGGUUCUUCCACAUCGGUCUACGUUGGACUCAUGUGUGCCGAUUAUGGAGACCUGAUUGUCAACGAUUUCGAUAGUAUGCCGACUUAUGCUGCGACUGGAAUGGCUCGAAGCAUCAUCUCCAAUCGCAUAUCGUACUUUUUCGAUUGGCACGGGCCCUCGAUGACCAUCGAUACCGCCUGCUCUUCAAGUUUGGUGGCGAUGCACCAGGCGGUGCAGGGUUUGAGAAAUGGCGAGUCUAGAGUUGCGGUCGCCGCAGGUGCCAAUUUGAUCCUUGGCCCAGUCCCAUUCAUUGCUGAGAGCAAGCUACAUAUGCUUUCUGCAACCGGUCGAUCCCAUAUGUGGGAUGAGAGAGCGGAUGGAUAUGCUCGAGGUGAGGGUAUUGCAUCCGUGGUGAUGAAGACUUUGAGUGCUGCUAUCGAGGAUGGCGACCAUAUCGAAUGCAUAAUUCGCGAGACUGGCGUCAACCAGGAUGGUCGUUCAAAAGGCAUAACUAUGCCAAGUCAAGAUGCCCAAGCAGACUUGAUUCGUGACACGUACAAGAAGGCUGGCCUCGAUGUGCUGGAGAAGAAUGACCGGUGCCAGUACUUCGAAGCUCACGGAACCGGAACACCGGCCGGUGACCCUGUCGAGGCAGAGGCUGUCAGUCGUGCAUUCUUUGGGCCAACAAACAAGUCAUCGGAUGCCCAAGAUGUGCUAUACGUUGGCUCUAUCAAGACCAUUGUGGGCCACACUGAGGGAACUGCUGGUCUUGCUGGAGUGUUGAAGGCAUCGUUGGCACUUCAAACUUCCACAAUCCCCCCCAACAUGCACUUUGACAAGCUCAGUGCCACUGUUGAACCGUUCUACAAUAACCUGGAGAUCUCCACAAAGGCUAAACCAUGGCCACGCCUGCCACCAGGAGUUCCUCGAAGAGCGAGUGUCAACAGUUUUGGAUUUGGUGGUACAAACGCCCAUGCCAUCCUCGAAGCUUUCGAUCCUGAGCAGCACCUUGUCAACGGAACUUUGGAGUCUUACAAGCAGAUCAGCGGUCACGUGAGCAGCGAACCCCCGCUUUUUACGCCAUUCGUGUUUUCUGCCCAGUCGGAGAAGGCUCUGCUGGCACAACUGCAGCAGUACUCUACCUAUCUCCAAGAAAAUAGUUCUAUUUCGCUCAGAAACCUCGCGUGGACGCUUCAAAACCGCCGCUCUACGUUCCCAUUCAGAGCCGCGCUCUCAUCUCAAUCAGCAGCUUCGCUGUCCGCGACAAUUGAUGCCAAGCUCCAAGCACUGAAAGAUGGCAAGAUCCAGAGUCUUGCAGUCAGGCCCGCUCCAGGUGUAUCAAGCCUUCUCGGUGUGUUCACUGGCCAAGGUGCACAAUGGCCGUCUAUGGGAGCAGCGUUGAUCCGCCAAUCCAAGACGGCAGAGGCCAUUAUCGACAGCCUUGAGAGAUCACUUGCGGAGCUCCCCGAAUCAGACCGUCCAGCAUGGUCUCUGAAAGCUGAGAUUCUGGCAGAUGGCAAGGCCUCUCGUCUCAGCGAAGCAGCCUUGGCUCAACCGCUCUGUACAGCUGUUCAAGUCGUUCUGGUUGACUUGCUGAAGAGCGCAGGAGUGGAGUUCGAUGCCGUCGUCGGUCACUCUUCCGGAGAAAUUGGCGCUGCCUAUGCUGCUGGUUUCAUUACAUCUUAUGAUGCUAUCCGGAUUGCGUACUAUCGUGGAUUCCAUGCCAAGCUUGCUCGCUCUGAAAGCGGAGAGAAGGGUGCUAUGCUGGCUGUCGGCACCUCGCUCGAGGAUGCCGCGGAGUUCUGCGAGUUGAGCGACUUUGAAGGUCGAGUCGCUGUUGCUGCUUGCAAUUCCUCAUCAAGCGUCACCUUGUCUGGUGACAUUGAUGCGAUUCAAGAAGCAGUCGAGAUCUUUGAGGAGGAGAAAAAGUUUGUCCGAAUGCUCAAAGUGGAUACGGCGUAUCACUCUCACCAUAUGAUUCCUUGCGCUGAGCCCUACAUGGCAUCUCUCCGAGCUUGCAAAAUUAAGCUUCUUGAGCCGUCUAAGAAGACGCAUUGGUUCUCCAGCUUGCGCGAUGGUGCUCAGAUGCAGAGUGCUUCCGAGCUUGGAGACAUCUACUGGAAAGAUAACAUGGUCAGCACGGUCAAGUUUGCUCAGGCUAUCGAAUCCGCCGUGGCAGGCGUCGGGUCGUUCACAGCCGCUCUGGAGGUCGGGCCUCACCCUGCCCUCCAAGGUCCAGCACUUUCAACAAUUGCUGACAAGCUUGGCUCGCCCGUUCCUUACUCGGGAGUGCUCAGCCGAGGAAAGGAUGAUUUGGAUUCUUUUGCAAACGCUAUCGGAUUCUUGUGGAUGCAGACAAACAAGCCAUCUGUUAACUUUCAAGGUCUUGAGAAGUUUGCAUGUCAGUCAGCUCCCAAGCCCGCUCUCCUCAAAGAAUUGCCAGCCUAUCCAUUCGAUCAUGAUCGUCGCUUUUGGUGCGAGUCUCGCAUUACUAGGGCCUUCCACGGUCGAAGCGACCCACCGCAUGAAGUGCUUGGUGUCAAAAGUCGAAGCAGCACAGAACAGCAUGUUCAGUGGCACAAUACCCUCAAAGUUAAGGAGAUUCCGUGGCUGCGGGGCCAUCAGCUGCAAGGUCAAAUCAUUUUCCCUGCAGCUGGGUACAUUUGUAUGGCUUUGAAAGCUGCAGAAACGCUCAUUCCUGCCACUCAAACCGCUAAGCUCAUCGAGAUCCACAAUCUCUUCAUCCACAAAGCAAUCUCAUUUUACGAUGAGAAUUCUGGAGUUGAGGUACUUUUCGAUCUCAACCACACCCCACAGAAUGAUACAGAGGAAAUUCAUACUGCUGAUUUCACAAUAUAUGCUGCAUUGAACAAGAGCUCGACAGAGAUGACAGUCAUGACAACCGGACGAGUCGAAGUCACCAUCGCUGAGCCAUCUCCCCUGGCUCUCCCAGCCAAGGAACCCCCGGUCCCCAACAUGAUUGAAACUGCUGUUGACAGAUUCUACGAACAUCUGAAGACUAUUGGCUACGAGUAUACUCUCGACUUCCAGGGUAUGUCAGCAACAAAGCGAAAGAUGAACUAUGCCAGUGGUCUCAUCGCCAGGCCAAUGACAACCGAAGAGUACAAAUCAUUCUUGAUGCAUCCAGCAGUCAUCGACAUUGCCUUUCAAGCUGUCUUCCUUGCCUAUUGUGCACCUAACGAUGGUGGACUGUGGUCCAUCCAUGUCCCGACGCAUAUCCAGCGAAUCAGUAUCAAUCCUUUACUUUGCGAGAUUGAAAACGGCAAGGCUGUUGAUCUCCCAUUCUACUCUACGUUGACAGACACAACAUCUGCCAAGAUCCUCGCGGAUGUAAAUGUCUACAGCGAAGACUCCCUCCAUACCGUGAUCCAAGUAGAAGGAAUGACUGCCAUGCCACUUGCUCCAGCAACUCCGGCCGAUGAUUUCCGUAUCUUCGCAGAGACUCUGUGGAAGGUUGCAAACCCAGACGGUGAUCUGAUCGUCACCGAUGCCGACAGGGCAACUCCAGCAGAGCUCGAUUUUGCGUACACUUUGGAGCGACUCGCCUUCUUCUAUCUCCGAAACUUGCACCACGGAUUCAGCGCAGCAGCGAAGGAGGCAUCUCCGUCGCAUUUCCAGAGCUUGUUCAAUUUCGCUGCUCAUAUCUGCUCGCUUGUAUCUGAGGAUAAGCACCCUUUCGCUAAGAAGGAGUGGGAAAGUGAUACACAUGACCAGAUUAUCGCAAUUUCAGAGAGUCAUCCCGACAGUGUCGAUGUCCAGCUCAUGGUUGCUGUGGGAGAGAACCUCCCAGCUGCAGUCCGAGGUGAAACCGACAUCUUGAGUCAUAUGACCAAGGACAAUGUUCUGUUUAGGUUCUACAAGGAGGCAUUGGGUAUUCCACAGUCCAACGAGUAUAUUUCGCGGAUGAUGAAGCAGAUCUCUCACAGAUAUCCUCAUACCAAGAUUCUUGAGAUCGGUGGUGGUACUGGUGGAGCAACCAAGUCAAUCCUGCAUAAGCUAGGCAGGUCCUACUCAUCCUACACAUUCACUGAUAUCUCCGCUGGUUUCUUCCCAAGCGCUCAAGAACAAUUCAAAGACCAUGCAAGCAAGAUGCUCUUCAAGACACUCAACAUCGAAGAGGACAUCGUCGCUCAAGGUUUCGCUCCAGCAUUCUACGACAUUAUCAUCGCAUCCAACGUGAUCCACGCCACGGAAUCCAUUGAGAAGAGUCUGAAGAAUGCUCGUCGUCUCCUCAAGCCAGGUGGAUAUCUUCUGCUUCUCGAAAUCACCAACAAUGGCCCUAUGAGACUUGGAUUUGAUGAAGGUGGUCUGCCUGGCUGGUGGGCUGGUAAGGACGAAGGCCGAAUUCUCGCCCCUACAAUAACUUCUACCCAAUGGAAUGAAGAGCUGCUGAAGUCUGGCUUUGCGGGCAUCGAUGCCAUUACUCCUGAGCAUGAUGUUGUUGUUCUGCCGGUAUCUAUCAUGGCGGCUCAAGCAGUUGACGACAAGAUUUCAUUCCUCAGAGAACCUUUCUCUUCCCCAGACCUGAUGCCUAAGAUCAAAGAGCUCAUUAUUGUCGGCGGUACAACUCCUUCAGUUGCGAACUUCACCAAGGAGAUAUCUUCACUCCUAGAUCCAUUGUGCAUCCGGAUUACGACCAUCAAUGCUGUUGAGGAUAUCAACUCUAUGGUUCUCCCCACCAACUACUCGGUCCUCAGUGUCACAGACUUGGAUGUUCCGGUCUUCAAAGAUUUUACAGCUGUCAAGUUUGAGUGCUUGAAGAGACUCUUUGACCAAGCAAGCAACGUGCUUUGGAUCACAGCCGGGUGUCGAGCUGAUGACCCAUAUGCGAACAUGAGUGUUGGUAUUGGACGCUCUGUUCGUCUCGAAAUCCCUCAUGUCAGAUUCCAAUACUUGGACAUCGAGAUUGGAAGCAGACCGGAACCGAAGCUCAUCGCCGAAACAUUGAUGAGGCUCCAAGUUGUCAACUUCUGGGAGCAAGAAGGUGCGCUUGAGAAGAUGCUGUGGACUGUUGAGCCAGAAAUGGCCUACGAGAAAGGCACUCUCAUGAUUCCUCGUAUAUAUGAGGAAGAGGUUCUGAACGCACGAUUCAAUUCCAAGAGGCGACCCAUCACUGAGGAGGUUGCGCCAGAGUCAAACCCAGUUGAGCUUGUUCAUUCUGAAGAGGGCUAUGAUAUUCGAUCAAUGCAGCUUGAACAAUCCGCCGGAGAUCUUGUCUCGAUUCGAGUCGAACACUCCUUGUUGACGUCGAUCAAGAUGAAGCACGUGGGCUUUGCAUUCAUCGGACUUGGCAUCAAUCGUCAAACGAACCAAAACGUCAUCUUCAUCUCAGAACACAAUGCCAGCAUCGUCACUGUACCAAGUUACUUCACAGCUCCUAUCGAUCUUGCACAAGGCUCGGAGCAGACAUUGUUACUCCUGGCAUCCGGAUAUCUCGUGACAAGUUCUGUCCUCGCAGCAACGAAAGAAGGUUCAACUAUCCUUGUCCAUCAAUCGGAACCUCUUGUCGAACUUCUCUUGAAGCAACGAGCAUCUGAGAAGAAGCUCAGAAUAGUGUUCACCACAAGUGGAGAGACUCUGACAGCUAGCUCUCAACACAUCUCGAUCCCCACAAAAGCACCGCUGCAGAGAAUCAAAUCAAUCCUGCCGGAGAAAGUCUCUGCAUUUUUCGAUUUCUCGGAUAUCGGAACUGAGUCAGGGGAAGUCGCUGCUCGCAUUGGUGCUUGCCUUCCAACCUUUUGCAAGACGAAGGGCUCUUCCUCAUUCUUUGCGACAGAAUCUGAGCUUGUACCUGGACCACAGCUUGAUCACCUGAACAUUCUCUUGAGGAUAGCAACCGACUACGCUCAAAUCAAAUUGAAAUCAGCCGAAUCCUUGACUCCAUCUCAGACAAUUGCUCUCAAAGAUGUCAACUCUCGUGUUGAGAAUAACGGUUUCUUGAACUCGGUACUGGCAUGGGGCGCAACUCCUACAGUCCCCGUCAAAGUUGAAUUGGCAGACCGGAACAACCUGUUCUCGGCUGAGAAGACGUACAUUCUUGUUGGUCUGACAGCAGAAAUCGGAAACUCACUCUGCGAAUGGAUGAUUCGUAAAGGUGCCAAGUAUCUCGUGCUCACUUCCCGUAAUCCAAAGCUGAGCGACGAAUGGUUGCAAAUGCUAAAGGAUAUGGGCGCUAUCAUCACUAUCUACUCUUUGGAUGUCACCAAUCGAUCCGCAGUUCAUGCUUUCGUGAAACAUAUCAAGGAGACGCACCCUCCAAUUGCCGGUGUUGCAAACGGUGCCAUGAUUCUUCGAGACACCAUGUUUUCCAAUAUGGACUUGGACACCAUGGUUUCAGUCCUGAAGCCCAAAGUUGAUGGAAGUCAAUACCUCGACGAAUGUUUCUCCGAGAACACUUUGGACUUCUUCAUCAUGUUCGGGUCGCUUGCAUCCAUCCUCGGGAAUAGUGGCCAGUCAAACUACAACGCUGCUAACAUGUACAUGACGAGUCUGGCUGCCCAGCGACGAAAGCGUGGGCUUGCAGCUUCAGUCAUGGACUUGGCUGGUAUCAUUGGUGUUGGCUACCUCUCACGCGCCGCUCUAUUCACGCAUCAGCUCCUCAUCAGAGCCGGAACGAGCUUCACCUCCGAAAGAGAUCUCCAUCAGACUUUCGCUGAAGCUGUCCUUGCUGGGAAGCCCGAAUCAGGGAGAAACCCUGAGAUUAUUGCAGGCCUUCGACGAACCGAUGCAAAUGAACACCCGCCAGUGCCUUGGUACCACAAUCCUCGCUUCUCCCAUUUCGUCGUGGAAGAAGAAAUCGCCAAGAGCACAGGUGACAAGAAGAACACUGUUCCCGUCAAGCAGGAGCUGGAGAAGGCUACCAGUCUGGAUGAGGCUUAUCAGGUCAUUAAGACUUGCUUUUUCAACAAAAUCCAAAUCACGCUUCAACUGCCUGCCGAUGUCAAAAUCAGCGAACAAGUUCCACUGUCUGAGCUGGGUGUGGAUUCACUUGUCGCAGUGGACAUCCGAACCUGGUUCCAGAAAGAGCUUGAGGUUGACAUGGCAGUCUUGAAACUGCUGGCUGGGGCUUCCAUCAAGGAACUUCUUCGCGACGCAUUGGAGAAGGUGCCAAAGCUUUUCAUGCCUAACCUUGGCUCUGAGAAGACAGCUGCUGUUGAAGAGAAGCCGACCAAAGAUGUCAUCCAGAGCUAA
Messenger RNA from Cadophora gregata, 7548 nucleotides. RefSeq lists its product as uncharacterized. Gene Ontology annotation, molecular function: 3-oxoacyl-[acyl-carrier-protein] synthase activity; phosphopantetheine binding; fatty acid synthase activity. The transcript has 9 exons. Gene Ontology annotation, biological process: secondary metabolite biosynthetic process; fatty acid biosynthetic process. NCBI's taxonomy places the organism in Eukaryota, Fungi, Ascomycota, Leotiomycetes, Helotiales, Ploettnerulaceae. The record is from RefSeq and is a predicted model, not a curated record. The coding region runs from base 1 to 7548 and encodes 2515 amino acids.